UGCUAUGGAACUGCAAUUGCAGCGUACCAACGAAGAAUCUACUGAAAACGUAAAGCAAUUGGAGGUAGAGUUCGCCAAACGGGAGUUAUCGUGGCGGGAAGAAACGGAACAGCGGAACGCGGCCGUACAGCAGGAACUUUCCCAGCGCGAUGCCAAACUGGCGGAAGUUACACUGGCGAACGAGCAGCACCAAAAGCAACUUGAAGCUGCGCGACAAUCAAUGACCCAGCUGCAGGUGAUAAUUGAUCAAACCGAAACAGCACUGGCGCUGAAGAACGAUCAAGCUCAGAGCCUCAAUCAGCAGAUUGCUGACCUGCGGGCACAGCUCGCUGGCAAUGAGGAACAGGCAGGCAAGCUAAACGUGUCACUCUCCGAAGGCACCGCCCGGUUGGAGGCCAACGAAAAGAAGCUCUCCGAGGUGCAGGAACAGUUCGGAAGGCUUGAGAUCGAGCAUGCCGAUUUGCGGCGCAAAAUGGAAGCGCUCGAACAAAAGUCGGCCACAGUGCAGGCGCAAAAGGUGGACCUGGAACGCGAACUGGACACGCUUCGUUCCACCACGCUAGACUCGAACUCUGAGCUGGCGAAGGUGACCGAGGAACUCAAGGGCAGACAGCGGGCUUUGGAGCAGCUGCAGGAUGGCUACAACACGCUUAAGAUCGACGGCGAGCGGAGGGCGGACGAGAGUGCCCAAUGCACUGCGGCGCUACAGGAUCAGGUAGAACGGUUGCGGCACGAGAUGCAGCAAAUCACCGACCAAAAGAUCGUCCAGGAGAACGAACUCAACACGGAGUUGCGCAAAAUCAAGGAGCUAGCCGAGCAAGAGAAGGACAAUCUCGUGCGUGAAAUCGCAGCCAUGAGGGCAAGUUUCGACGAGGAACGGCAACGUCUGUCGAACGAGCUGCACACGGCGGAACUGGAAGGGUUACGGCAGUCGGAGUUGUUGCAACAGUUGGCCGCCUGUCAGGAGGAGAUCCAGGUGCUCGGCAAAGCGAGAGCGGAUUCGGAGAAAGCAUGCCAAGAAACGCGCAAACAACUGGCCGAUCUGAACAGCUCGUACGGCGAAAUGGAGGAUGAGCAGGUGGAUCUGGUGAGUCGAGAAGAGGCGCUCAAAAAAGAACUGACCCAGCUGGAGGACCGACUACAGACCACUGCCAACGAACACUUGAGUCAGCUGGGUAUUCUGAACGAACGAAACAAUGAUCUGUUAACGCUUGUGGAUACGACCACGGCCGCCAAGGCAUCCGUAGAGGCUGAGGUGGUUUCGUUAAAGACUCAGCUAGACCAGCAAUCAUCGGCGAGCGUGGCACUCCAAGCGAAAGUAGACGAACUGAGCCCACUGAUAGAAUCGAGCGCAGCUCUAGCGCAAACGGUGCAAUCUCUACAGCAGACGCUACUGGCCAAAGACUCCACCGUACAGGAGCUCACGAAAGCGUUGGAAGAGUCCAAGCAACAAACCACACUCCGGGAGGAGACUCUCGGCAAAGUGCAAGAGGAACUAGAAAAACUUCACCAGGAUGUAACUAGCAAGGACCGAAAUCGGGACGAACUCCAGACCAAACUCGAUGCAUCGGAACGGAUGCUGGCGGAGCAGUCUGAGCGGGAGAAGCGAGCCUGCGAUGAGAUGGCCGAGUUGAGACGCACCUUGGAGCAGGGUCGCAGCGUUGCCCGCGAGCAGGAAGAUCGUGCGAAGGAGCAGCAGCGUCGCAUCAGCGAACUGGAAACGAAACUGGCCGCCCAAUCGACACAAUUUGACGAGCUGCUCGAUCGGAAGAAAUGCUCCGAGACCGAACAUUCGGCUCGUCUGCACGAGCUGACCCAGAAGCUGCUCGAGAUGGAAAAUGGAAAGCGGGCGGAGAUUCUGGAGCUGGAGCAACGGUUGGCCACGCUCGUGGAGCGAACGGAGGCGCAAGCCGCCGACACGGCCCAGACCCAGACGGCCCACCAGCGGGUGGCCGAUCGGCGCCAGCAGGAGCUCGAGUGUGCCAAAAAGGAUCUGGAACUACGCGAAACCGAGCUACAGCUCGCCAACCGACGCCUGGAGAAGGACAACGAACGGAUGCGCGCGGAGCUGCUCGCAAAGGAGAGCGAAGUGGCAAAGUUAUCGAAAGCGGCCAGUUCGGCCGCGAGUGCCGCAACGAUGAUCCCGGCGUUGGCCGGUGGUGGUGACGCAAACAACGAGAGCGGAGCACAGAUCGACUUUCUCAACUCGAUCAUCGUCGAUAUGCAGCGGAAAAACGAGAAACUCAAGCUACGUGUCCAGGCCCUGGAGUCGACCGGUCUCGACAGCCAAAACAUGAGCUUCGAAAUCCAGAAACGGAAACCGGCGCCACGUGUCUUCUGCGAUAUCUGCGACGAGUUCGAUCUGCACGAAACCGAAGACUGUCCGAAGCAGUGCUCCGACAGUCCACCGGAAUCGCUGAAACAUGCGGGCGAUGAGAAGGAACGCAAACUGCCACCGCCUCGGAAGUACUGCGAAAGUUGCGAAGUUUUCGGCCACGAGAUAGGAGAAUGCCCGGACGACGAGACGUACUAAGAGCCGAACCGGAUGGAAGCCGAACUCACUUUCUACUCACUAGACGGGUGUUUUAACCGUUUCAUUUGAAGCGUAGAACAAGUUUUGCAUGCUAGGCUUAGUUUAUGCUUUAAACAAUUUAAUUUUCGUUUAUUAAACGGGAGAGCGAAUGGGUGCGCUGUUUGUUUGUGAAUCAGGAAAAAGUAAAUUAUUUAUCUGUGAAUUAGGUGUAGCAGCUACAUUGGUUUCUGUUUCUAGUGAUCAUUGUUAGAACAAGGAUUAAAAGCUAAAGGACGCGCAGUCAGGAUUUCAGAUGAUAGAUCAAUUGUUGUUAAUUCUGUUCCUUCGAGCGUUUCGGAAAUGUCAUUUGAAGAGGAAAAGGCAAAGUUUAGAACUAGUUAGAAUAAUUCAAUAUUUAUACGGAAGAAAACAAUAUAUAGGUCACCACACCAUACACAGUUUGAAAUUCUCUCCCGCCGCACGGGCACGGGCUUGCUCGGGCCAAAGUGGCGUUUCGGCGGGACCGGUCCGAAAUCCUGCCUGCCGAGCCAACGGCGGCAAACGGCGUUUUGGGAGAUGCUUUUCAAUCGCCGCCUUCCUUCUUCUCUUUCAUCGCCUCCCGGAACCGUUCCUCGAACA
Messenger RNA from Anopheles bellator, 3151 nucleotides. RefSeq names its product restin homolog. The record is from RefSeq and is a predicted model, not a curated record. The transcript has 5 exons. Lineage: Eukaryota; Metazoa; Arthropoda; Insecta; Diptera; Culicidae. Bases 5 to 2533 code for a protein of 842 amino acids.